Molecule: messenger RNA, 639 nt
Organism: Lactuca sativa (garden lettuce)
Lineage: Eukaryota; Viridiplantae; Streptophyta; Magnoliopsida; Asterales; Asteraceae
Source: RefSeq, a predicted model, not a curated record
AUGAUGAAUUCAAGAUUUAAAGCCGAUACGCAGAUCAAUUACAUAGGAUGGAAGUUUCGGGUUGUCACAGACAUUAUAUUCGGGUCGACAAGCCAACAACUUUGCAAAGAAUUCAAAGGCGUGAUGAAGAAGCGGUUCGAGAUGAGUUCGCUCGGGGAGAUGACCACAUUUUUGGGGAUUCAGGUUAAACAAUCUUCAACCGGAAUCCUUAUUCACCAAGCAAAGUAUGUGGAUGAUAUACUGGAGAAGUUCGGGUUCCGAGACGUGAAACCUGCUCUUACACCCAUGACGGAGAGACCUUUACUGGCUCCUGGUCUUAAAGGCGAACCCGUAGAUCAAACGUACUAUCGAUCAAUGAUCAAAUCGCUUAUGUAUCUGACUACUAGUCGCUCGGACGUAAAGUUUUCGAUAUGUCAAUGUGCACGCUUCCAGGCUAAUCCUAAACUUUCUCAUCUUAUUGCUGUUAAAAGGAUUUUUCGGUACCUCAAAGGUUGCCCAAAACUGGGUCUUUGGUAUCCGAAAAAUCCUGAAUUUGACCUUUAUGCUUUUGCAGAUAGCAACUAUGGCGGGUGCGAGCUUGAUAGAAAAUCAACUUCAGGAGGAUGCCAAUUUAUGGUAGACAGAGUGGUCUCAUGGUAG